UGUGGAGGUUUCAGGCAACUUCUUCUGACAUUCCUGACCAAAAACAAGUAACACAUUGAGUUUUAAAAACUUUAAUUUAAAGUUAUACGUUCAAAUGUGGGAUUAAGGGUGCUCGUUUACUGAAACAUGCCUGCUAGUUAAUACUGUUAGGCUGGCCUCGCUAACGUUAGCUAAGGGAACAGACCUCCUGGUUUGACAGCUAGUUUAGACCAGGUUUACACUCACUGUUAGUGCGAUGGAGAGUUCAUUGGUGAAAGACAACCCACUGCUUUUACCUCUCAACAAGGAGAAAACUAUUUAUGACGGAUUCAUUACAGUCCAGGAACGAGACUUCAGAUUGAGAAUACUACUACCACCAGAUCGUCAAGUUAAACAGGCCAGGCUGCACUGCUGCUGGCAGUUAAAACACCUGUUGCAUGGGUAUGAGCACAUAGUGAAGCAGAGGCAGCAGCAGUCGCCUGAUCUUGUCACUUUCAUUCUGGAGCUGAAGACCGUCUUGGAAGUGGGUCUGAAGAGCCGCCAUGAGUGCCGCUCCAUCCCGCCUCCACAGUAUUACGCUCAGCUCAUCUCUGAGAUGGAGACCCUUGGGUGGGGCAAGCUGCUCUUCAUAGACACGGAGUUCCGAACGUUGAGACUGAAGGCGGAGGACUCCUCCAGAAGGCAGCACAUUCUCAAUAUCAAACUCAAGUCUAAGCACCCUGUGGAGGCUCCUGAAUGCUCUGCUGACCUGCCAGUGCCUCUGGCCAUGACAUGGACACCACAGAGCACUCUGGAGCAGCUCCACAGUCAGUUCCUGCUGCUCUUGGAGUCCCUGACUGAGUUCUGGGAUGUCCUGGAUGAGAUUGACAGUAAGACGUGGAUUCUGGAGCCGGAGAAACCCAGCCGCUCCGACACCAUGAGGCGGAUCGCCAUCGGAAACAACACAUCCAUCAAGGUGGAGGUGGAUCCCAGACACCCAAAGAUGCUGCCAGAGUGCUGCCUGCUGGGAGCCGAGCAUGUGGUGACUCCGCUGAGGAACAAGCUGAACGCCAACAUGCACCUGUGGAACCCGGACUCCAGCGUCUUGCACAACCUCCGGGAUGUUUUGGAGAUCGAAUUCCCGUCACCUGCCACCCACGAAAAAUCUAGCUUCAGUGUGGAGUGUGGGAUCUGUUACUCCUAUCGUCUUGAAGAUGCGAUCCCUGAUCAGGUGUGCAAUGACCCUCGCUGCGGCCAGCCAUUUCACCAGGCCUGUCUUUACGAGUGGCUGCGAGCGCUCCCCUCCAGCAGGCAGAGCUUCAACAUUGUUUUUGGAGAGUGUCCUUACUGCAGCAAGCCUAUUACGGUGAAAAUGGCCGCCCAGAAGUCCUAAGAAGUGUGUUCCAGUGAUGAAAGACUGGUAGAUCCCUUUAAUGUUUUUCAAAAAGGUUUGAAUUCACGUUGGCAAACACCAAGAGCAGCACCCAGGAAGAAGAAGACGCCGGCGAAAAAGAACAUGGAGAACCAUCCGUUCCUGCGUGUGGGAGGAGCUUCCUGUUCAGAGUUCUGUGUGUGUUCGUACCCCUGAAUCUGAGGCGGGUAACGGUCCUUCUCCUGGAGUUUUAGAGCUGCCCACCCCUGGUUCACACACUCAUGGGUGGGCCGCCCUCCCUCCCAUCUCCCCCCCUGUGCUUCACAGUGUUUCCUCCUGUGUGAUAGGAGCUGUCGUUUCUUUCUCUCCAUUGCGGAAAAGCCGUCUGUUUUUCUGCCCGUAUAUUUCUGUUAAAGAUUAAAGUGUUGGCUUUUUA
Trematomus bernacchii (emerald rockcod) is the source of this 1766-nucleotide messenger RNA. RefSeq names its product FA complementation group L (gene fancl). The record is from RefSeq and is a predicted model, not a curated record. Gene Ontology annotation, biological process: protein monoubiquitination; interstrand cross-link repair. Gene Ontology annotation, cellular component: Fanconi anaemia nuclear complex; nucleus. The transcript is spliced from 14 exons. Bases 236 to 1351 code for a protein of 371 amino acids. NCBI's taxonomy places the organism in Eukaryota, Metazoa, Chordata, Actinopteri, Perciformes, Nototheniidae. Gene Ontology annotation, molecular function: ubiquitin protein ligase activity.